CAGGUGACGCCGCCGUGUCGCGGGCCGGUGGGCUGAGGAGCGCCCGCUCCGCCGCUUCCUGGCUGGCCGCCGCCGUCCGUCAUGCUGCGGCUCCUGCUCCCGCUGGCCGGCUUGGCGGGGCUCCUCCGGGCGGCGAAUAUACCCCAAAGGAGUUUUGGGAUUGAUUAUGGCUGCAACUGCUUUGUCAAGGAUGGGAGGCCUUUCCGUUACAUCUCAGGUAGUAUUCACUACUCACGGGUGCCCCAGUAUUACUGGAAAGACCGCCUGUUGAAGAUGAAGAUGGCAGGACUUGAUGCCAUUCAAACGUAUGUGCCAUGGAACUACCACGAACCCCAGCUGGGCGUGUAUGACUUUUCUGGUGACAAAGAUCUGGAGUAUUUCCUGCAACUUGCUAAAGACACUGGUUUGCUGGUUAUCCUGAGAGCUGGGCCUUACAUCUGUGCAGAAUGGGACAUGGGAGGCCUUCCUGCAUGGCUGUUGGAGAAGAAAUCUAUCGUUCUCAGGUCUUCUGAUCCAGAUUACCUGGCAGCAGUAGAGAAAUGGAUGGGUGUCCUUUUGCCAAAGAUGAGGCCUCACCUCUAUCAAAAUGGGGGUCCAAUCAUCAUGGUGCAGGUAGAGAAUGAGUAUGGAAGCUACUUCACUUGUGACUAUGACUAUCUGCGUUCCCUUCUGAAGCUCUUUCGCCAGCAUCUUGGGGAUGAGGUGGUGCUGUUCACAACUGAUGGUGCAAGCCAAUUUUACUUGAAAUGUGGAGCUCUUCAGGGUCUUUAUGCAACAGUGGACUUUGGCCCAGGUGGCAAUGUCACAGCAGCAUUUUUAGCUCAAAGAGGCAGCGAACCUAUGGGCCCUUUGGUUAAUUCUGAGUUUUAUACUGGAUGGUUGGAUCACUGGGGGCACCAUCAUUCUGUUGUGCCUGCACAAACUAUAGCUAAAACACUUAAUGAAAUCCUGGCACGUGGUGCUAACGUUAACCUGUACAUGUUUGUAGGUGGAACUAACUUUGCCUAUUGGAAUGGUGCUAAUAUGCCCUAUAUGCCACAGCCCACUAGUUAUGACUAUGAUGCUCCACUGAGUGAAGCGGGGGAUCUGACAGAAAAAUAUUUUGCCUUGAGGGAAGUAAUUGGAAUGUAUAAGCAGUUACCAGAAGGUCUUAUCCCUCCAACAACACCCAAAUUUGCAUAUGGGAAGGUUCGCUUGCAGAAGGUGGGUACAGUGGUGGAGGUUCUUGACAGGCUGUCAUCUGCUGGGCCAGUGAAAAGCACUUACCCAUUAACCUUCGUUGAGCUAAAGCAGUAUUUUGGGUUUGUGCUGUACAGAACUACGCUUCCAAAAAACUGUACGGAGCCAACACAGCUGUCUUCACCUUUAAACGGAGUCCAUGAUCGUGCCUAUGUCUCUGUUGAUGGGGUUCCUCAAGGUGUCCUUGAGAGGGAGAAGUCACUUAUGAUAAAUAUAACUGGGAAGGCUGGAGCAAAUCUGGAUGUCUUGGUAGAGAAUAUGGGCAGAGUCAACUUUGGUAGAUACAAUAAUGACUUUAAGGGUCUAGUUUCAAAUCUAACUCUUGAUGAAGAUACACUUGUUGAAUGGGAAAUCUAUCCUCUAGACAUAGAUGGAGCAGUGAACCAUGACAUUAAUGGCCACCUUGAUCAACCAAGGAGAUCUGUUGAAUGGGAAAUCUAUCCUCUAUACAUAGAUGGAGCAAUGAACCAUGACAUUAAUGGCCACCUUGAUCAACCAAGGAGAUCUAUUGGCAAUCCACUUAGUUAUGAAGCACCUACUUUUUACACCGGUAGACUUUCAAUUCCUGGAGGGAUUCCAGACUUGCCUCAAGACACCUACGUCAAGUUUCCUGGCUGGACAAAGGGGCAAAUUUGGAUCAAUGGCUUUAAUCUUGGUCGCUACUGGCCGGCCCGUGGUCCUCAGUUGACCCUUUUUGUUCCAAGGAAUAUACUUUUUUCAUCGGUGCCAAACAACAUAACAGUGUUGGAGCUGGAGCAUUCUCCUUGCAGCACUCAGGCGUGUGAGAUAGAAUUUGUAGACAAGCCUAAUAUCAAUGCAACCACACAGUAUGAAAGUUACGACCCACAUCUGUUUGUUAGAGACAUAUGGCUGAACCAUCUAUAAUGAUUUGAGUAUUUUCUUAUCUUCCCCCUACUUUGCUUCCCUUUCCCAAACCAUAGUUCACUUUUUUAAAGACCUAAGUGUUAGUAAGUGAAUUGUUUAGCUGAGGCAACUUUUUAAAAUCUUCAAAGACUUUUUUUUUUUUUUAAAAAAAAAAAUCUCCCAGAGGUAAAUACUGAAAUUCUCUUAAAGAAAAGCUGUAACUUUAGUAUUUACCUUGGACUGUGAAAUUGAACUCAACUAGAAGAUAAUAUUUGUCUCAGCCUAGUAGAAAUUAGUCCUUGUAUGCUGUUUACAUUACAGGAACCCUCUUAGACUUUUUUUUUACCAUGUUUUGCAACUGGAGAGGAGCUUACAAAAGAGGUGCACGGUCCUGCUAGCAUGCUGGUUUUAUUCAUGUGGACUGGCAGGUCAGAGCUGCCAACAGACCAGACAAUUUCAGCUGAUUUUAUCACCUGGUUAGUAUCAAUAUCAUUUUAGUCUGAACAGGCUUUCAUUGAGCAGACCUCAUAUCUUUUUUUCAUGUUUAUGCAAGUAACCUUGGAAAAAUUUAAGUUGGUUUCUUAUGGGAACAGUGAGAAGAACCGUGGAAGAGAACACUUAAAUGCAAGCUGGUCCAAACAGCAGUAACAUGGAGAGGGACUUUCUAGCCUCCAUCUGUUCCCUCUUGGAAAGCCUGUUUACUGCUUUCCUUCUGCUAUCUCCAAAGUCUUAAAGUCAAUUGAUAAGUAAAAGGACAUACGCAGAAUUUAGGCUGUUUUGGUUGGACCAUAGCCUCCAAUUAACUUCCUGCAGAAUGUAGCUUAAAAUGAGACAUUUUAACCUUAAUGUAUUCUUUUUCUCCUGGUAGGUUUUUUUGGUGGGUUUUUUUUUUGUUUCCCCCUAAUGGGCCUGGAGUAUCUUUUUUUCAUGGGCCAGCACCCUGGAUGUGGAGGGCUUUAAGUUAAAGAAUUCUUAUUCUGUUUUACUCAUUAAUCCACAUCUUCUGUUUGUUCAAGUAAACUGAUGAUCUUUGUAAGCGCCUGAUUUGCAAAAAUGCACAAUUUCUGUUACUCAAGUUGAAUGUCUACACCAAACAGAAUCUUCUUUCCAAUUCUUAUGGUUUUGAUGUCAGUCAUGCAAACUCCUUGGUGAGAUUUGAACAACACAAGAUUAAGACGAUGGAAUCAAUUAUUUUCAUAAUCUGUGGUUUGUUCCUUUGAUUUGUAUUUGACAUUAUUAAAAUGGUUCUUUAGAUACGAAA
Falco peregrinus (peregrine falcon) is the source of this 3364-nucleotide messenger RNA. RefSeq names its product galactosidase beta 1 (gene GLB1). Gene Ontology annotation, cellular component: vacuole. Gene Ontology annotation, molecular function: beta-galactosidase activity. The transcript has 16 exons. NCBI's taxonomy places the organism in Eukaryota, Metazoa, Chordata, Aves, Falconiformes, Falconidae. Bases 82 to 2124 code for a protein of 680 amino acids. The record is from RefSeq and is a predicted model, not a curated record. Gene Ontology annotation, biological process: carbohydrate metabolic process.